AGCGGCGGGUGUCGGGCCGGGCGGGAGGGGCCGGGCAGUGGGUACCGGGGCGGUCGGGGCCGAGGCCGGGGCGGGCCGGGCCGGGCGGGGCGAUCGCGCAGGAGGAAGCGCAGCCGGCGGCAGAGCGGCCGGAGCCGCGCACUCGGAGGUGGGCAUCACCAGCUGGGCCACACGUGUUGGCGAUCAGCAGGGAGAUGGAUCGUGGCGUCAGCCUGGAGAACCCCUAUGCUAGUGUCAACAUCCCGCGGGAGCAGUUCCAGCAAAGCUUCAUCACUCGCUACCUGAAGGACGAGCCCACUGUCAUCGCCAAUCCUGCGGCCGUGCCCACCUACAGUGUGGAGGAGCAGGCAGGCUCUGCUGACAGCCGGAACAGCCCAACCAUUGCCACCGGGAAGUCCUGGUCACGUCCCUACAACCCCUAUGCCAGCCUGAGGAUGCCCAACGGGGAAUCGUCCAGCUCCUUCUACACUGUCACCCUGGACAAGCCACUCAAGGGCCAGGAGCAGGAGGCUGGUGGGGUGUGUGGCUGCUGCAAGUGCUGCCCCUGCAGAAAGUGUUGCUGUGUCAUCUCCUAAGGGCUCUCACUGCACCCACGGGACCUGCUGCCCAUGGGACAGGGCCAAAUGGCCCCGCAGGAACAUGUGUACGUGGCCUGAACACCCCAGGGAGCUGUUCUGGUGCCUGGCAGACCUGGCAGCUGGGAGGUGGCACCAGCUGGACUCUGUCGUUGCUUUUCACCCAGGACAUCUGCAGCCAGAUAGGCUGGUGAUGGGCACCUGCCAGAUCCUGAGAGCCCAGUGUGGGACAUGAGGGAGAAGGACAGGUCCCCCCACCCCGCUGAAGCCCAGGAGCCUUGGGGAUAAUGUGUGCCAACGCAGAUACCACCAAGAAGUGCCUACGCUGGAGAUGGGGACAGCACUUUGAGCCUGCGAUCCUGUACAUUGACCCUGUCAGCCUGCCCUUGCUGGGAAACCUCCAGCUCCGGGGAAGGUGCAGGCGUUGCCCGCUGGAGGGUGGGUUUGGGUGGUGGCAGCCCUGUGUGUGUGACAGAGGAGUGCAUCAUCAUCGCUGUCUUGGAGCGGUGGAGAGGAGCCAAGGACACGUCCCCAGCUGGGAUGGGGACCCACCUCCCCACAACUGAGUGGUGCCACGCUCACAGCAUCACACUGUCUGUGGGACAGAGGGAAGGAGAUGGGAAGGACAAACAGACAAAGCAUGGCAAAGUGUGGGGCCAUGCUCCAGGACAGCACCUGAUGGCAUGGCAUGGGUGUGUGUGUGUCAGCAUCCCAGAGCCGAGAAACCCCUGGCCCCAUUCAGCUCCUCCUGCCAGGCUCAGGGAGAGCUGGGCACAGCCCCUCACCCCAUCCGUAUCUGUAUCCCAGCUUGGGGCUCCACAUUGCGCUGGGGCUGGUGUGGAGGGCUGGGCCAGCUCCAGCAGCAGGGUAGCACUGGGACACCCUGUUUGGGAUGGAGAUCCCCAUCGUUCACCUUCUGCGAGCCCCUGGGCACCGAGGAGGGUGAGCGAGGAGCCCACUGGCCUGUUCGCAGCACACCAGGGCGGCUCCAGGCUGGGUUUUCGGCUGGGGCUGGCGCCACCAACCUGGAACAAGCCCGCCGUUGUGCUGGCGUCCCAUGGGCGGCCGUGCUGCCAGGCGGCAGCUGCGUCAGCACCGGCGGCUGCUGCAGGAACUGCCUGGGCUGCAGGGGCUUGGAAAGAGUGCGUGUGUUAGCAGAUGACUUCAGGGUGCUGCAAAUAAAAUUACAGCCAUCUCCUCCCCUGCCAA
Molecule: messenger RNA, 1784 nt
Organism: Columba livia (rock pigeon)
Lineage: Eukaryota; Metazoa; Chordata; Aves; Columbiformes; Columbidae
Gene: CYSRT1
Product: cysteine rich tail 1
Exons: 2
Coding region: 195-575 (126 amino acids)
Source: RefSeq, a predicted model, not a curated record